Molecule: messenger RNA, 1005 nt
Organism: Dermatophagoides farinae (American house dust mite)
Lineage: Eukaryota; Metazoa; Arthropoda; Arachnida; Sarcoptiformes; Pyroglyphidae
Product: RNA-binding protein MEX3B
Molecular function (GO): RNA binding
Source: RefSeq, a predicted model, not a curated record
UUUCAUUUCAAUCGUUUUUACCGUACAAAUCACGAUUUUCAUCUUUUUUAUUUGAUUAUUAUUAUCAUCAUUAAUAUUAAAAAAACAAAAAAAAUUAACACCAUGGACAUGGCAAAAAAUUUACGAUGUUUAUGGCCACAAAAUGCUUUUGAUACAUUAUCAUUCAAAUCAGAAACAGCAUCAUCAUCAUCAUUAACGUCGCUGUUGUGUAAUAAUUUUGAUUUAAAUAGCAUUGGUACAAUAGCCACAUCACCAACAUCGAUAACAACAACAUCACCAAGUGAAUUUCAAGAUGGAUUAUAUUCCGAUUCAAAUAGUGUUAUUAGUUAUGGUGUAAAUUCCAUAAUAAAUUCAUCAUCAUCAUCGAUCAUAAAUGGUGAACAACAACAACAACAAUCAUCGGAUAAAAGACGAAAAACAUAUUGUGAAACAGUUUCAGUUGAAAAUUCUGGACAUGUGGCACAAAUUGUCGGUAAAAAUGGUUGUAAAAUUAAACAUUUACGUGCAAAAUAUGACUGUUAUAUUCAUACACCAACGGCUAAUGAAGAACCAGUAUUUAUUAUUAGUGGCAAUAAAGAUAAAGUAUUGGCCGUUAAACAAGAAAUCAUUAAAGCCGAUAGCCAUUUUGCCAAUAUUAAAGAGGAAAGAAAUACAAAAAUAUUACAAAAGAUUAAUUUAAAUGAUGCUGCCUGUAUCCGUUUGUUUAUACCGGAUAAAUAUAUUGGCCUGGUUGUUGGACGUAAUGGUUGGUUUGUAAAAGAUUUACAAACAAUGCACAACAUUUACAUUGAGACACCGAAAUUUAAUAUUUGUAAUUUUUUUCAAUUAUUUGGACCACGAAAUUCAAUCAAUUCAGCCAUACAGGUUAUUUAUAAACAUAUUUUCACUAAAACUGGUAUUCAUUUUAAUGAACGAAUCAAUAGAGAUGAUGUUUAUUUGAUUGAAUAAUUUUUCUACCGCAUCAUCAUCGUCAUCAUCAUCAUCAUCAUUUGUUUUUAAUUACUA